AUGGUGUCUAUCGCCUUAGAAAGGUAUUUGGUUAUCACCUGGCCUCUGUGGUACCACUUAAGAAGAAGCAUCAAAUCUUCUGUGUUGGUCUCCAUCACGGUCUGGGUCUUCUGCUUCAUUGAGUUCAUUAUAUCAUCUUUUGUGCCCAUUUUCCGUCCCAUCCUCCUCCUCAUCCCCUUCCCCCUGCUCAUCUUUUUCCUGGCUAGGACAUUCAAAGCCCUGUCUGUGGCCAUUUCUGUUUCUCCUAAAGAAAAAUGGCACAUCAAAGGAACUUUAGUCCUGGUGCUGCUGAACUACACACUGCUGUUCUUGCCUUGGGUCAUUUGGAUCUUGAUAAAGGCAUGCUGUGAAACUUAUAUUUUUGAUUUGAGUCUCUUUAGAACUUUUGUUCAAUUCAGUCCUCUUGCAGACUUGGCUUUAUAUAUUUUCAUAAGGAAAGGGGCUACAGACAAGCUGCUGACCUCCCUGUGUUGUUGCAGAAUGUUAAGAGAGGAAGAGCAGAGCUAGGUAGCCACCACAAAAAUGAAUAACCACUGUUCUGUGUAGACAGAACAGGAUAGCUAUGAUAGCCAUUUAUGUGCAUUUACAUUCAAUAAUUACCUCCCCAUAAGAUAGUUUAAUUGCACCAACCCGCUUCUACAAAUCAUGUUUGCAUAUUAUUUAUUUUAACAUCAAAUAUGUCUCGAAGGACACCAAUGUUGCCACUGAAAAUGCAUUAGUAAAAUGUUCACAGACAAAAUAUCACUUAUAAUAUCCACUUGUAGUAACUACAGCAUUAUUAAACAUUUUUAUGGACAUAUUGAGACAAUUCCUGUACUUCUGUAGGUCAGACUUCAAACUGUGUG
Messenger RNA from Lates calcarifer (barramundi perch), 845 nucleotides. RefSeq names its product melanocortin receptor 5-like. The transcript has 2 exons. Gene Ontology annotation, biological process: phospholipase C-activating G protein-coupled receptor signaling pathway; positive regulation of Rho protein signal transduction. Bases 1 to 507 code for a protein of 168 amino acids. Lineage: Eukaryota; Metazoa; Chordata; Actinopteri; Centropomidae. The record is from RefSeq and is a predicted model, not a curated record. Gene Ontology annotation, molecular function: G protein-coupled receptor activity. Gene Ontology annotation, cellular component: membrane.